Messenger RNA from Mauremys reevesii (Reeves's turtle), 732 nucleotides. RefSeq lists its product as uncharacterized. The record is from RefSeq and is a predicted model, not a curated record. Lineage: Eukaryota; Metazoa; Chordata; Testudines; Geoemydidae. The transcript has 4 exons. The coding region runs from base 1 to 732 and encodes 243 amino acids.
AUGAAGAGGCAGCUGACAGCCUUGUCAGUGAUACUGUCCAUUCAGUUCUACUGGGUGAGCUGCCAAAUUAAAGUGGAUCAGAGUCCUCCAUCUCUGACCAGAUCCCAAGGGGAGAUCGCCAUUCUGACCUGCAGCUACUCAGGCACAGUGUCCUAUGUACAGUGGUACAGGCAGUUUCCUGGGGAAAGUCCUGCCUUCCUGCUGAGCCUGUAUAAGGAUGGGAAUGUUACCCAGGGGUCAAAUUUCAUAGCGGAGUUCUUGAAAGGGGAGAGACGGAGCCAUCUACACAUCGACGGUUCUCAGCUCGCCGACUCAGCCGGCUAUUUCUGUGCUGUGGAGACACAGGAAACAAAGUCCUGGGUCACAGAAAUGAGGGGCAGCGCAAGGAAGAGGUGUCCUGGGGCCCUACUAGUGAUCCUGGUCAUUCGUCUUUACUGUGUAAGUUGCCAGGUUAAUGUGGCACAGAGCCCGCAAUCCCUGAGCGGCUCUGAAGGACAGGACUCCAGCCUGACCUGCAGUUACUCCGGCACGGUGAGAAAUGUGCAGUGGUACCGCCAGGCCCCAGGGGAAAGCCCCACCCUCCUGGGGAUUUUGUACAAGGACGAGCGUGCCACAUGGGGACUGAAUCUCAGAGCUGAGCUCCAGACCAGAGACAAGCACAGCUGCCUGAACAUCACCGAGGCACAGCUGCAAGACGCAGCCACCUACCUCUGUGCAGUGGAGACACAGUGA